GGUAAAUAUUUCACAUCCUUCUUCACAGCAGUGCUGUAUAGACUUGGGCUAAACACUGUAAACAUGUUCCUGAGAGGGAGCGUAGGAAUCUAGGGCACUGUCAUCUGGCCCCUUUUCUUCGAGCAGAAGCAGAGAUCUGUGGAUGGAGAGAGAGAGAGAUGGAGAGAGAGAGAGAGAGAGAGAGAGAGAGAGAGAGAGAGAGAGAGAGAGAGAGAGAGAGAGAGAGAGAGAGAGAGAGAGAGAGAGAGAGAGAGAGAGAGAGAGAGAGAGAGAUAUUUUGUGCUUUAUUGAGGCUGCUGGAGAAGACUAAUUCUUAAUACUCCGUUCAAGGAGCUAGACAAUCUCACAGGGACCUGUACUAUAAUACACAACCACACACACACACUUCAUACACUCUCUCAGCACCAUGUUGGAGGAGAGGAAGACCAAGGUGAAGAUCACGUUCUUCGUCAUCCUGGUGGGCAUCUCCUGCAUGCUGGCUGCCAUGGCGACGGACCACUGGACUGUACUGAGCCCGCCGUUCGACAAGUUCAACGCCACCUGUGAGACGGCCCACUUUGGCCUCUGGAAGCUCUGCAUGAAGACCAUCUUCAUGGUGGAGGAGGACCCUGAGGGCCAGGGCUGUGGCCCCAUCAGUCUGCCCGGAGCCAAGAACUGCUCCUACUUCAAACACUUCACUAAGGAAGAAGAGGCCAAAGGGUUCGAAGCCAAAACUCAGAAAGAGUACAACCUCUCAGCAGCGGCCAUUGCUGUGUUCAGCCUGGCCUUCAUGACCCUGGGGUUGCUGUGUGUCGUGUGCUCCUUCGGGAAGGGGAGGGACUACCUGCUGAGGCCUGCUGGGAUGUUCUUUGCCUUCGCAGGUCUCUGCAUCAUCAUCUCUGUUGAGGUGAUGCGGAACUCCACCAAGCGGAUGAUUGACAGCGAGGAGACCGUCUGGGAACAGUACUACUACUCCUGGUCAUUUGAAUGUGCCUGCACCUCCUUCGUCCUCCUGGUCUUCAGUGGUCUCAGCCUGUUGAUCAUCUCCAUGCCUCAGAUGCCACGCAACCCCUGGGAGACCUGUAUGGACGCAGAGCCAGACUCCAUGGAGCCCUUAGACGAGUAGUAGAUCAGAUUAGACCUGCCCAGAUCAACCCCUGGGAGACCUGUAUGGACGCAGAGCCAGACUCCAUGGAGCCCUUAGACGAGUAGUAGAUCAGAUUAGACCUGCCCAGAUCA
Messenger RNA from Oncorhynchus masou masou (cherry salmon), 1218 nucleotides. Its product is annotated as voltage-dependent calcium channel gamma-1 subunit-like. Gene Ontology annotation, molecular function: voltage-gated calcium channel activity; calcium channel regulator activity. The record is from RefSeq and is a predicted model, not a curated record. Bases 407 to 1105 code for a protein of 232 amino acids. Gene Ontology annotation, biological process: regulation of calcium ion transmembrane transport via high voltage-gated calcium channel; calcium ion transmembrane transport. NCBI's taxonomy places the organism in Eukaryota, Metazoa, Chordata, Actinopteri, Salmoniformes, Salmonidae. The transcript has 4 exons. Gene Ontology annotation, cellular component: L-type voltage-gated calcium channel complex; membrane.